Molecule: messenger RNA, 1736 nt
Organism: Aethalodelphis obliquidens (Pacific white-sided dolphin)
Lineage: Eukaryota; Metazoa; Chordata; Mammalia; Artiodactyla; Delphinidae
Gene: TFPI2
Product: tissue factor pathway inhibitor 2
Exons: 5
Coding region: 67-969 (300 amino acids)
Molecular function (GO): serine-type endopeptidase inhibitor activity
Source: RefSeq, a predicted model, not a curated record
ACCCCCACCCACCGCCGCACACACUCUCCAGCGUCCAGGGGGCGGCAGGGUCAGCGCUCUCAGGGCAUGAAUCAGUCUCCCCUCCAGGCUCCGCAAAGGCACGCUCCGCCCUGUCCCAGGUCAGAAGGACGCUCACCCUACAUAAAGCAGCGGCACCCACCACGCUGGAACUCAGACUGCCUCGAGGUUGGACGCUGUGCACCUUCCUCCCGCUGGCACAUUCUGGGGACGCCUCACCCCACGGGCGGCUUGAAUCCAGACACCAUGUACUCUGUUCGCCCCCUCCAGCUGGUGGUUCUGCCGCUGCUCCUGGUGGGAACUGCGCUGGGAGAUGCUCCUCAAGCGCCGCCAGGAAAUAACGCGGAGAUCUGCCUCCUACCCCCGGACGAAGGGCCCUGCCGGGCCCGGAUCCCCAGUUACUACUAUGACAGGUAUACGCAGAGCUGCCGCGAGUUCAUGUAUGGGGGCUGCGAGGGCAAUGCCAACAAUUUCGAAACUUGGGAGGCCUGCGAUGAAGCUUGCUGGAGGAUACAGAAAGUUCCCAAGAUUUGCCGGUUGGAAGUCAGUAAGAGGCAGUGUGGGGAGCUCAGAGAAGUGUAUUUCUUCAAUCUAAGUUCCAUGGCAUGUGAAAAAUUCAUAUCUGGUGGGUGUCACAGCAGUGAGAACCGGUUCCCGGAUGAAGCUACUUGUAUGGGCUUCUGUGCACCAAAGAAAGGUCCAUCAUUUUGCUAUAGUCCAAAAGAUGAGGGACUAUGCUCUGCUAAUGCAACUCGCUAUUAUUUUAAUCCAAGACACAAAGCCUGUGAGGCCUUCACCUAUACUGGCUGUGGAGGGAAUAACAAUAACUUUGUUAACGUGAAGGACUGCAAACGCAUUUGUGUAAAAGCCUUGAAAAAGGGAAAGAACAAGAAGAUGCCAAAGCUUCUCUUUGCAAGUAGAAGACUGAAAAUUAAGAAGAAGCGAUUUUAACCCUUUUUUUUUUUCCGUAUGUCAUCUUGUGAAUGCCUUUAUGGUUAUAUCUGAAGGAUAAUAUGGUAACACAAGUAAGCGAGUCAUUAGUGAUUUAUUCACCAGUUCUUAUGUUAUAUUUUUAAAUUUGUGUAUUUUUUAUACAUAACUAGCUGCUAUUCAAAUGCGAAUCUAUUAUUUUAAAUUUAAUGUUCAACUAUUUUUUUAUGAGGUUAAAUUCUUGCUGUGCAUAAGAUAUAAAAGCAAAUAUGACUCACCCAGUUCUUGGGGUUGCUCUCCCUGAUUUCAGAAGAUGAUAGUAACUGAAAAAUAUAAGACAAUAUAAUCAUAUUCUUUUAACACAUAGGAUUAUAAAAAGGACCAGCAAAUAUAUUUAAUUUUGCAUUUAAAAGUUAGAUUAUAUUUUGGGGCCAAGGAGACAAACUUGCAGACUUACCAACACUUCAAAAAAUGUUACAAAUGCUACUAUGUAGACACUGCUAACUUAUUUCUAUUUCUACAGUGUCAUUUAAAAGAUAAUAAAAUAAAGUAACUUUUUUGACUGAAUUAAAAAGCUAGUAAAGUAAUUACAACCAGAAAUGCACUCCUCGGGUAGGGGUGGGGGGAUUCUCUGUCUCUCUCUCUCUUCAGCUAUCCAUCCAUCCCCACUCAGCGUUAAGUUGUUAAAAUUUUUGUACUGUUCAAGGUGCUUAUUUAUACUAUACCAGAGACAAUGCAUAAAUGUAAUAAUUUAAAUUCCACUAAUAAAAUAUUCCUGAUAAAUAUGA